Molecule: messenger RNA, 456 nt
Organism: Paramuricea clavata
Lineage: Eukaryota; Metazoa; Cnidaria; Anthozoa; Malacalcyonacea; Plexauridae
Source: the annotation of a GenBank genome assembly
AUGCACGUGUGUAAACUAAAGAAAAGUCUCUAUGGAUUGAAACAAUCCGCUAGAUGUUGGAACUCUACACUAGAUAGUUUCCUGAAAUCCAGUGGUUACAAGCAAGUUGGCGCUGAUUCGUGCCUGUACAUGAAGUCUGUUAAGCUGCAGAAUGGCAAAAUCAAUUUUGUUAUCUUAUCAAUCCAUGUAGACGACAUCUUAUGGUUCUCGAACGACGUGAUUAUGUUAGAGGAAGAGAAGGUUGCAAUUGGCACUAAGUUCAAAGUGGAAGAUUUGGGCGAAGUUAGUCAUAUGCUGGGAAUGUUGAUCAAACGCGACCGAGACUCAAGAACACUAACCAUAAGUCAAUCCAAAUACUUGGAAGGUGUCUUGAAGAGAUUCAAUAUGGAAGAGUGCAAACCUGUAUCUACACCUCUUGAACCCGGAAAACAAUUCCACGAGUUAUCCGAUAAUUAA